CGUGGGCGGGAAGAUGGCGGCUCUCACAGCGCGCUGAGAGCGUGUCGGCUGGUGAGGCCGUGGAGACGGCGGCGAAGGUGGAAGCGGGCGGACUUACCUUUUCUGGUGUUUCAAGAGCUCACGGUGGGGAGGAGUACGGUCUCGAAGCGUCGAGUUUCUGGGGCAGUCCUCGCAGGAGCUCUGGAGAGGCGGUCGUCGGUGGGGCAUCCUGCGAAAAUCCCUGAGAGAUCCCGUGUUGGAGCCACUCCUUCUUUCGGGGAAGUCUACUUACUGCAGAUAUUUUUGCAUAUUUCUUUAGAGCGGUCUGUAGUAGGGGGGUCGAAUUUCGAGUAUCCAGGUCGUCUCUUCCUCGAUCUCUAACUCAUUUGGGGUUCUUGUGCUCUCUAAUCCCCGGAUUUAGCUGGGGCAGGGCUAUCUAGGCAUACCCACCGUUGAAGGAGGCAGGCGCCAUGGUGACAGAGCAGGAGGUGGAGGCGAUCGGGCGGACACUGGUGGACCCACAGCAGCCCCUGCAGGCCCGCUUCCGUGCACUCUUCACCUUACGUGGGCUGGGUGGCGCGAGUGCCAUCGCCUGGAUCAGCCGGGCCUUCUCUGAUGACUCUGCCCUGCUCAAACACGAGCUGGCCUACUGCCUGGGCCAGAUGCAGGACGCCCAGGCUAUCCCAGUGCUGGUGGAUGUGCUGCGUGACACCCACCAGGAGCCCAUGGUGCGCCACGAGGCAGGGGAGGCCCUGGGCGCUAUUGGGAACCCGGAAGUCCUGGAGGUCCUGAAGCAGUACUCCUCUGACCCUGUCAUCGAGGUGGCUGAGACGUGCCAGCUGGCUGUUCGGCGGCUGGAGUGGCUGCAGCAGCGUGGCGGGAAGCCAGUGCUGGCCGGACCCUACCUCUCAGUGGACCCGGCGCCGCCAGCUGAGGAGCGAGACGUGGGGCAGCUGCGAGAGGUGCUGCUGGAUGAGACCCGGCCGCUGUUUGACCGAUACCGGGCCAUGUUUGCCCUGCGUGACGCCGGUGGCGAGGAGGCCGCCCUGGCACUGGCUGAGGGCCUACACUGUGGCAGCGCCCUCUUCCGCCAUGAGAUUGGCUAUGUCCUGGGUCAACUGCAGCAUGAAGCGGCCGUGCCCCAGCUGACGGCGGCCCUGGCCCGGCCAGCCGAGAGUCCCAUGGUGCGGCACGAGUGUGCAGAGGCCCUGGGAGCCAUCGCCCGGCCUGCCUGCCUGGCUGCCCUGCGGGCCCACAUGGCCGACCCCGAACGUGUGGUGCGAGAGAGCUGCGAGGUGGCCUUGGACAUGUACGAGUACGAGAAUGGGCAGGCCUUCCAGUACGCCGAUGGGCUGGAGCAGGUGCGGCUGCCCUGCUCCUAGGGCCGCCGCCUGCUCUGCCCGGGACCCUGGCCCUCUCGGGACACAUAAACUGAGUUUGUAUGAGCUGGAUCUUGCUAGUAUCCACUUGGUGAGCACCACGCCUGCUUCAGUAGCUUGGCUCCCCCAGUAUAUUACAAGUUUCUCAGGGCUGGGCUGAGGGCUGUGUUCCCCAGCCCGCCAGGGGUCUAGUAUGGGGCUGCAGUGCCCAGCUUUCUGGGUAUAUGGAUGGGUUGUCGGCUUGGGAGGGAGGAUUAUAUGGGCAGGGCGGGACCUGGGAGGUUGGGGUUAUCGUGGCCCAGAGUCUCUGGAAUGCCGGGUCACAAGGAAAGGCGCUGUGGGGGAACCCUCCACCCCAUUGGGCCUGGGCGGGAUAUGGGUACUGGGAGGCGUCUCUGGGUGGUUGUACUAGGGUCUCGGGGCUGGGGAGGGACGAGCAGGCCUCAGGGCACUCCCCAAGUAGAAUAUUAAAUUAUUUUUGCCCCCAAUGACUCAGUAUGUUGGGCCGGGGCUCGGGAGGGUGUGCUGCUCUAUGGAGCAUCUCCUGAGUAUGUGAGUGGUGCCAUUUGGAGACCUCAGCUCUGGAAUCUUCACCACAGAGGCAAACCUGUGCCUUCUUUCAACAGUUUCCCAGGGGAAAAUCAGCCCAGUCAGCCCCAUCCGGGGGGGUUAGGGGAACAACCCUUCAUCCUGGCUCUGCCCAAACCCUCCUCCUCACCCAGCCCCUUUUGGGGGUAUAGAGGGAGGGAUUUAGUGGUAUGGUUAGGAGCCUGGGCUGUGGGUUCUCAUCCCAUGCACCCCACUCCCCCUUCCUCUGUGUGCAACCUCAGGCAGCCCGUGUCAAUGAGAAUAACCAGAGACCCGCACGUCCGCAGCCACUCACCCGCACUCCCAAAGGCCUUAACGCCAAAAGAUUGGCGCAGAGCUCGCCAGGAACUGAAUGUGCCUCUUUUGCUGUUGAGCAGCGGUUGUCACCUGGGCCGUUUCUGCCUCUGGUUGUCACAGCUGGGAGAGUCGAGCCGCUGCGUAUCUGAAAGGAGGCGGCCAGUGCCCAGCCCCCGUCGACAAAGGACGGUCCUUCUCCAUGAGUGCGGGAGGCCGUGGAUUGCAGGACGUGGCCCCCAGACUUUUCGGGAAGGGUUGGUGAUAACGUCCACUGGACUGUUCUUUAUUUCCUGUGCACUCUCCUGGCUUCUCCGGGGCACCAGCCAGCGGGAGUGGCCUAUACCGCUGGUAACGGAAGAUCCAGGAGCCACUGAGUGUUCGGCUGAGUUCUCUUCCUCGAGGCAACUGACGUUUCCCAUAUGCCAGCUGCACCCGCGACCUGCCUGGUCGCCGGCAGCGUGGAGGGGAAUGUCCAGCAACCCACAGAGAGUGUCUCCAGAGCCACCAAUGGACCGAUGUUGGGAGCUACUGAGAUUCAGGCAUAUUCGUUAGCGCGGCAUCUUCUAAGCUCUCCUGACUGGUUCGCACAGUGUUACCUUCCCAAAACGCAAGGAGGGCGUCACUCCAAGAUGUGUGGAACCUCGAGGAAAGGCCGGGGGAGCUUGCGCUAAACUGCAUCCUCAAGCCCAUGUCCUGGGGCUCAUGUACCUCUUGUGGCCCGUCUCCCGCUUGGGGCGAUACAUCACGUCUCGAAACCUUUGGCUCCCCUCAGCCUCUCAGCUGCUGGCCCUUCUGUGUCAGUGAGGAAAUGAAACAGUUAGACACACACAGGUUCCCACGGCCUGCUCAGCCACCAGCCACCCCGCGCAGCUGAGUGCUGGGUCCUCCUAGCCCAGGCCCUUGAGAAGUUGCCUAGAGCUGGUAACACAUUGCUAGGAACUCCGCAGGGUAGGGAAGUAUAGCAAGUUGAGUUGUAUUACCCCAAAAGAUAAUCCAAUUCCUAACCCUUGGUCCCUGUGAAAGCAUCUCUGCAGGUGAUCAAAGGGCCUCUAGAUGAGACUAGACUUAGAGUUAGCCCUAAAUCAAUCACCAGUCCUUAGAGACCGUUCUGAGGACCAGGCAUCUGGGAACAGCCUACCUGGUAGGUCCUGGUGAAGUCAGAGUUCAUGGCCUGACUGGGGCUGGAGGAGCCCUUCCAUAAUGGCCCCCUCUUGUGGCUGGGGGUGGGAGGCCUUGGUUUCCACCCUCAGCUUGGCAGCAGCUUCCCAGACUGAACAAUAGAGUGUCCAAUCUCACGCAUGACAUCGACGUGCCUGCUGCUUUCUGUGGGUCGCACAGGGACCCUAAUCCAAGGUGGAGGGGAUUCCGUGAGGGCAUGGGUACCAGGUGGUAGGGGUCCCUUGGUGCUAUGACUGGCUGUUUCUACCAGGAUGAUCUCUUCUCACACUUCUGAUACCAAAUGUGUGGGUUUGCUGCGCUGAGCAAAUCUGCAUUUCUCUGCAGAUGCCAGAUGUGUGACCUGCAGUUCAGUUCUGGCAUCGUGCAGGCAGCACAGACCCUGUAGGUACAGGGCCCAGCCUCGCAGAACUGACCCUCCACUUUAGACACUUUCAGGAAAGUCCUGGGUCUUUGGCACUUCCAACCCUCCUCCCCCUUUUGAGGAUUUGCUAGAAUGUCUCACAGAACUUGGGAAAGCUCUUGACUGUCACUGAUUUACUCGCAAUAUCAACAAAUGAACAGCCAGAGGAAGAGGCCCGUGGGGAGCAGUCUGGAAUGAUCCUAAAAUCAGGAGCUUCUGGCCCUUUGGAUUUGGGGUACACCAACUCUUGGCAUGUGCAUGCUUUUAGCAGCUUCAAAGUUCUUCAGUCCCACUUAGAGUUACAAAGACUCCAUCGCAGGCACUGGAUGAAACCCUAGGUCACUGGUAACCUCAGUCCCCAGGCCCUCCUCAUGGGUAGCUGGGGGGCAGGGCUGGAAGUUCCAUCCCUCUAAUCCCAUGAUUGGCUCCUCCCUCUGGUCAUGCUGAAGGUCCCCCAGAGCCCACAAACCCCACUCUUCUUUAGAUAAGCCCAGGCUUAUGUGGAAGGAUCUUGGGAAUGUCAAAAGGUGACUCUCUUCCACCACUCAGGGAACUGCAAGUGUUUCAGGAGCUCAGUGCCAGAAGCCAGGAUGACAACCACAUUGCACAUUUCUCACGUCACAGCGUCCUAGGGCCCCUCCCGGGUGGGUGCUCGCUGCAGAGCUGCCAUCCACUCUGGGGUUUUGGUGCUGUUCCCUGGGCCUCAGUCCCGAAACAACUCCUGCCCAUCGACCCAACCACCCCCUUCUCCCCCGGCUCUCCUUUUUACCCAUCAGCACAGGCAGGCUGCAGUUUCUUAAAAGGGAAAACCCACAAUCCCUUGACUGUUCUUUACAACAAAAGCCCUACGCAGACUUGUCAAACCCUCACCAGAUCCCAAGUGCUCCCUGAUCUCUUCAACCUAAGCCAACCGGACUCUGUCCCUCCUAUCCCCAGAGCUGUCCUUGCCAAGGGAGCUUCCCAGUGUCCAGAUGCAAUGGUCGAAUCUCAUUCUGUCCUUCCCUCUCAGCGGGUCUGACCCUCUGCACCCUCUCCUGGCAACUCCUCAGGGAUCUCAGAGUUACUUGGCUUCUAUCCCACCACUCUGGGCCCCUCUGUCUCCCUUCCCUUCAGUGCCCCGGGCUGGGUAAUUGGGCCGCUUUCCCUUCCUUCCUCACCCACACCCCUCCAGGACAACUUCACUCUAGGGGUUUUAAACCCAUCUAUGCCCCAUGAUGCCACAGUCCUG
Molecule: messenger RNA, 5050 nt
Organism: Talpa occidentalis (Iberian mole)
Lineage: Eukaryota; Metazoa; Chordata; Mammalia; Eulipotyphla; Talpidae
Gene: DOHH
Product: deoxyhypusine hydroxylase
Exons: 6
Coding region: 450-1361 (303 amino acids)
Biological process (GO): peptidyl-hypusine biosynthetic process
Molecular function (GO): deoxyhypusine monooxygenase activity
Source: RefSeq, a predicted model, not a curated record